This is a messenger RNA of Balaenoptera musculus (blue whale), 1329 nucleotides long. It is a transcript of the gene FIBP, whose product is annotated as FGF1 intracellular binding protein. The record is from RefSeq and is a predicted model, not a curated record. Bases 108 to 1277 code for a protein of 389 amino acids. Gene Ontology annotation, cellular component: nucleus. Gene Ontology annotation, biological process: platelet aggregation. The transcript has 10 exons. NCBI's taxonomy places the organism in Eukaryota, Metazoa, Chordata, Mammalia, Artiodactyla, Balaenopteridae. Gene Ontology annotation, molecular function: fibroblast growth factor binding.
AGCCGAAUGUCUGUGCUCCCGGAAGUGGCCCGGCGGCGGCGCGCCGGGCCCGGGCAGUGCUUGCUCCUGCUGGGGGGCUGCGGUAGCGCCCGGGUCCGGGCGUCGCCAUGACCAGCGAGCUGGACAUCUUCGUGGGGAACACGACCCUCAUCGACGAGGACGUGUAUCGCCUCUGGCUGGACGGUUAUUCGGGUCUGUGGGGGACCGUCUGUGGGUGCCGGUUUGGCGGAGCUGUUGUUUUGGAUGGGAGAGCGGGCAGAGCCAGGAUGAGCGACGCGGUGGCCCUGAGGGUGCGCUCGGGAAUCCUGGAGCAGACUGGCGCCACAGCAGCGGUGCUGCAGAGCGACACCAUGGACCACUACCGUACUUUCCAAAUGCUCGAGCGCCUGCUACACGCCCCGCCCAAGCUGCUGCACCAGCUCAUCUUUCAGAUCCCGCCCUCUCGACAGGCGCUGCUCAUCGAGAGGUACUAUGCCUUUGACGAGGCCUUUGUGCGGGAGGUGCUGGGCAAGAAGCUGUCCAAGGGCACCAAGAAAGACCUGGAUGACAUCAGCACCAAAACAGGCAUCACCCUCAAGAGCUGCCGGAGACAGUUUGACAACUUUAAGCGAGUCUUCAAGGUGGUGGAGGAAAUGCGGGGCUCCCUGGUCGAUAACAUCCAGCAACACUUCCUCCUGUCCGACCGGCUGGCCAGAGACUAUGCAGCCAUCGUCUUCUUUGCCAACAAUCGCUUUGAGACAGGGAAGAAAAAACUGCAGUAUCUGAGCUUUGGGGACUUUGCCUUCUGUGCUGAGCUCAUGAUCCAGAACUGGACCCUUGGAGCCGUCGGUGAGGCCCCCACUGACCCAGACCCCCAGGCGGAUGACAUGGACAUGGACUUAGACAAGGAGUUUCUCCAGGACUUGAAGGAGCUCAAGGUGCUUGUUGCUGACAAGGACCUUCUGGACCUGCACAAGAGCCUGGUGUGCACUGCCCUCCGGGGAAAGCUCGGGGUCUUCUCUGAGAUGGAAGCCAACUUCAAGAACCUGUCCCGGGGGCUGGUGAAUGUGGCCGCCAAGCUGACCCACAAUAAGGAUGUCAGAGACCUGUUUGUGGACCUUGUGGAGAAGUUCGUGGAACCCUGCCGCUCCGAUCACUGGCCGUUGAAUGAUGUGCGACUCUUCCUGAAUCAGUAUUCGGCAUCGGUCCACUCCCUGGAUGGCUUCCGGCACCAGGCCCUCUGGGACCGCUACAUGGGCACCCUCCGUGGCUGCCUCCUGCGUCUCUGUCAUGACUGAGGCCCCCUCCCCCUGCCCUGCCCACAUUGACAAUAAAGUUGCCAUGACUUUG